Mustela erminea (ermine) is the source of this 2058-nucleotide messenger RNA. RefSeq lists its product as uncharacterized. Bases 1 to 1008 code for a protein of 335 amino acids. The transcript has 5 exons. The record is from RefSeq and is a predicted model, not a curated record. Lineage: Eukaryota; Metazoa; Chordata; Mammalia; Carnivora; Mustelidae.
AUGGGUAAGCCGAUCGCUACCGCCCGGACUCAAGGAUCCCCACAGCUGCUCCGCGAGGCCGCGUGGCUCGGAGGGGACGCGCGGCUGCAGCCUCGGCCGGGGGAGCGCAGCGCGCGGCUCUCGCCCAAUGGCGAGGUCUGUAAACAAAAGCGGGCCCCACGCGGGUCCCCCACCGGGCGGUGCCGGUCCCCAGGCUCUCCGCCCCGGGUGUCCGGCCCUGAUCGCGGCGCGGAUCGCCAAGGCCCGCGGUACUCACCCGCGACGCUCGUCCCGGAUCUCCGCGACGGGGCCGCGGACAAUGCGGGGACGCGGGGCUCCUGGGGCUGCGGGCGCCGAGGCGUUCGCGGCGCUGCAGAGCUGCGCGCCCGACGGCGGCGGCGCUGCUCGGCCCGGCAGCUCUCCGGCCCGCUCGCCGUCUGCCAAUGGGAGCUGUCAGGGCGCCUCUGCCGGCGGCCUCGGGGGCGGAGCCACGGGAGCCCGUGGGAAACCGAGCCCCGAUUGGGUCGCCUGACAAUCGCUCCGCCUCCAGGCGCCCAAUCAGAGGCGGCGGAUACAGGAGCGGGGCGUUCAGAGUUGAGCAGGAGAGUGACAACAGGAGCACGCUGGGUACCCGCGCUGCAUCCCGGCCCCUGGCGCCCGGCUGGAAGGAUGCGGGCGCCGCGCGUCCGGGCGCUGCCACCCCGCAAGGCGCCGGCGGCGAGGCCUGGGGAAAGCAGUGGAAAGCCGCCGAGGCGCGGCGGGCUGGGGAACGGCGAGGGAGCCCUAACAAAGCAGCUUCGGGAGGGCCGAGCGGCCUCCGCCUCCUCCGGCUAUAGGUCGGCGAAGCUGCCUGUCACUCUGCAUAGGUGGAGGUGGCCAAUGACGUACAGAGAAGGAGCUCGAGUUGGCGCGCGCGCGCGGCUUGGCAUCAGUGGGAUUGGUCGGAGAAUUCAUGGGUCAAGCCCAGGUGUUACACAGGGAGUUGCCCUGAGAGCAUGGCGAUCCCGUGCAUCAACAAACACCAGCUGACAAGGGACACAUCUGGAUCUUCCGACCAAAGAAUUCCAAGAAGAUAAGCAAAGACCAUGCAGAAGCCAUGAAGACCCCCAAGGGAGGAUACCCCUCCCAUCUUAUAGUGCUUCACCUUAUGAGUCAAUCUGACUGGGGCACAGAGUGCCUAGAUAUUUGGACAAACCUUAUUUUGAGUGUGUCUAUGAGGGUGUUUUGCCUGAGAUGAAUAUUUGAAUCAGGAGAUUGAGUAAAGCAUGGCUCUGCUUCAAAGGGGUGGGCCUCAUCUAAUCAGGUGAAAGCCUGAACAGAACCCCAAGACUGACCCUCCUGUAAGGAGGCUCUCUUCUUGCCUGACUGUAUAAGCUAGGACACUGGUCUUUUCCUGCCUUCAGACUCAAAUGGAAAAUUCACCUCUUCCUGGGUCUGACCCUGUAGGCCUCAGAUGGAAACUUAAACCGUUGGCUCUCCUGGCUCGCCUGGGCCUCCCGCUGGCAGGUGACAGAGCAUAUGACUCAUUCAUCUCUGUAAUCACAUGAACUAAGUCCUAUAACGUAACAAACCACCUCCCCAUACAUGUUUCUCUCUUUCUCGGUCUCCGAAUAUGUGAAGAUCUCCUAUUGCUUUCUUUUUCUAGAGAACAUUGACUAAAACACAUCCCAGUAGUGUCCCCUACAACCAUUCAACCCUUCAGUGUUUCUCUACACCUGACGACUCCAAGCGAGCUCCGUAAACCAGCAGCAGCAUUCUCGGUGGGGGGACAGAGAGCUGGGUCCCAGGCCCCAUGGCAGACACACCGAAUCCGGAUCUACGUCUUAACAAAAUCCUCAAGUAACUCAUCCUCACGUAACAUUGGGGAAACACAUCAGCCUUUUUUGAACGUGACAGCCACCAGAGAGGAACAACAACAUUGAAAACAACUGCCCGGGCACCCGGGUGGCUCAGUCGGUUAGGCAUGGGACUUUUGAUUUUGGCUCAGGUCCACUGACCCCCACAUUGGGCUUUGCUGUCUCCCAGCGUGGAAUCUGGUUGUCCCUCUCCCUCUGCUCCUCCCCCUGCCCAUUUGCUCUC